AUGGAGGAUGUUUAUGUGGGUGAAUACAAGAUUGGUAGCUUAUUAGGAACCGGAAACUUUUCAAAGGUUCGAAAGGCAACGGACAGUCAGGGCCGUUUAUGGGCUAUCAAAAUUAUCAACAAGUCUCGCUUAAAAAUGGAGAACAUGGAGGAUCAAAUGCUGCGUGAAGUUGCCAUUAUGCGAAACAUGCGGCACCGAAAUAUUGUAAAGCUCAAGGAUGUUCUUCAAUCAAACAAUCAUUACUUCAUUGUCUUAGAACACGUUUCGGGAGGUGAGUUGUUCGAUAAGAUUGUCGCAGCAAAGCGCUUUGACGAACCAACCGCUCGGAAGUACUUUCACCAGCUUAUUGCUGGGAUGUACUACUGCCACUCCUAUGGAUUCGCGCAUCGCGAUCUGAAACCUGAAAACCUCCUGCUAGGCGAAAACGACACUUUGAAGAUCUCCGACUUUGGAUUGAGUAACUUGCAACAAGAUGUUUUACUGCAAACUGUUUGUGGUACACCCAACUAUGUAGCCCCUGAAGUGCUUAUGGAGCGCGGCUAUAACGGCCUGUCUGCCGACAUCUGGAGCUGCGGUGUCAUUCUGUACGUCAUGCUGGCAGGGAGGCUGCCUUUUGAAAGCAAGAAUAUGAACUCGCUCUUGGCAAAGAUUGAGCAUGGUGAGUACCAGGUAAUCAAACAUAUUUCGAAUGAGGCAAGGGACUUGAUUGCGCGCAUGAUGAUGGUAGAUCCUCGAAAGCGCAUAUCUAUAGAGGAUGUGAUUAAGCAUCCUUGGUUUCAGGUCGAUUGGAAUCCGCAGUUCCUCGAGAGCGAAGAUGACUAA
This is a messenger RNA of Phytomonas sp. EM1, 822 nucleotides long. The record is from the annotation of a GenBank genome assembly. NCBI's taxonomy places the organism in Eukaryota, Euglenozoa, Kinetoplastea, Trypanosomatida, Trypanosomatidae.